AGUAAAGCACAGAAUUGCUAUCAUAACCCGCCCAGGAUCUGGUUCCAAGCACCUUUUCAGCCCCGCUGGCUUCCCCGCGGCGGGUUCCAGUCCCUGUUUCUUCCCUACGGGUGCAGGUCUGCCUUAACACGGCAGAGCUGGAAAGCAGGAAGUAAGUAGGGGGAAUCAUGUGUGUAACACGAAGAGGGAGUCGAGGGGGGGUGUCCAGGGCGCAGCUUUUGCUUUCGCUGGAGUCGCUAAAGGGAGAAUCUCUCCCACCCCUGGACCAGGAGAGCGGCGGACCUGCGAGCAGAGCCCCGCGGAUGCCUGGCUGGGGGGGACCCCGUGGGACGAAGCCUGUUGGGGUGCCUGCUUCUCAGCGAGAGCUCCGAGCCUGGGCUGGUGUGGCCCGUUUCCCAUGGGGUCGGUUCGGAGCUGGGAGACCGGAGUAAUAAUCCUGCACCUGGUGCUCGGCGCGGGCUUGGGAUCUUACGUGCUCCACGUGGAUGUGUCGCAGUUCGAAAGGCCCCUGAAGCACUUCUGGAAAAGCACUGGCUUCUGUCCUCCUCUACCUCACAGCAGAGCGGAUUUAUUUGACCUCAGUAAAGACCAAGAGCUGAACCUUGCCUAUGUGUCUUCGGUACCACAUGGCGGCAUUGAACAAGUUCGAAUUCACUGGUUACUGGAACUCAUUACUGUUGGCGUGACAAAUGGAAAACUUCACUACAACUUUACCAGUCUGGAUAACUUGAUGGAUCUUCUCUGGAAAAACAAACUCAUUCCAGGAUUUGAAUUGAUGGGAAGCCCUUCAGGAUACUUUACAGAUUUUGAAGACAAAAAACAGGUUAUAAGAUGGAGGAGCCUAAUUGCACUUCUGGCCAAGAGAUAUAUAGAUAGAUAUGGAUUGGAACAUGUUGCCAAAUGGAAUUUUGAAACUUGGAACGAGCCAGAUCACCAUGACUUCGAUAAUGUGUCUAUGAGUGUCAAAGGGUUUCUCAAUUAUUACGAUGCAUGCUCAGAAGGGUUAAGAGAAGCUAGUUCUCUACUGAAAUUUGGAGGCCCAGGAGAUUCUUUCCAUCCAUUCCCAAAGUCGCCCAUCUGCUGGAGUCUUCUACAUCACUGCUACAAUGGAACCAACUUCUUCACUGGAGCGACUGGUGUGAGGUUGGACUACAUAGCCCUACAUAAGAAGGGAGCUGGAAGUUCUCUUCACAUCUUAGAGCAAGAAACAGAAGCAAUGGAGCAAAUUCAGAAGUUAUUCCCAAAUUUCACCUCGGUUCCUGUAUACAAUGAUGAAGCAGACCCACUCGUUGGAUGGUCAGUUCCACAAACGUGGAGAGCUGAUGUGACCUAUGCAGCCAUGGUGGUGAAGGUAAUCAUCCAACAUCAAAACCUGCUCAUUUCCAAAGCCAACAACACUAUCAACUACACUUUGCUGAGUAACGACAAUGCCUUCAUGAACUACCAUCCGCAUUACUUCACCCAGAGAACGCUGACUGCCCGAUUUCAGAUGAACAACACAAAGCCACCUCAUGUCCAGAUGGUGAGGAAGCCUGGGCUGACCGUAAUGGGAUUGCUGGCACUGCUAGGGGAAAACCAAGUUUUUGCAGAUAUUAUCAGCAAAGGUGAAAGUGCCGACACCGACACUGUUGGAGUACUAGCCACCGUGCACACUCCUGCAGAGCUACAGCCGUCAGACAGCUGGCAGGCCACCAUACUGAUCUACGCUAGUGAUGACAACCGGACAUCCUCUAACAUCAGUGCUGUGACAGUGAACGUUACCCGUUUCCCCAGGCAUGCAGAGCUUGUGUAUGUGACAUACUACCUGGACAACAACCUAACCAAUCCCUAUUUGGAGUGGAAGAAAGUAGGAAGCCCCGAUUUUCCUUCUGUAAAGCAAUUCCAACAAAUAAGGGAUGCCGAGGACCCGGUGGUGACCGGACCAUUCCCAUUUCCUGGGGACGGCCGCCUGAUCUUGAAACAGGAACUCCCGCUUCCGUCGGUCUUCCUCAUCCAUGUCUGUGCAAGACCUCACUCUGGUCCCAAUCAAGUGACAGGCGUUCACUUGAUCCCUCUGACAAAGGGGCAGGUUGCAGUACUUUGGGACGAUGAGUGCGUGGAUUCCAAAUGUCUGAAAACAUUCGAAGUUGAGUUUUCAUCGGACAGAAAAGCAUACAGACGGAUUAAUGCCAGAGACACGAUCUUCACACUCUGGGUCUACAGUCCAGGAACCACGGUCUCGGGCUUUUACAGAGUGCGUGCCGUCGACUACUGGAGCAAGCCAGGCCACUUCUCCAUUCCUGUGCAGUACAUUGAAGCUCUCGCAUGAGUGCAAAACCAUCCAACCGCCAGAAGAGAAAUCUGCAUCUGUCUCCAGCCCGUAGCAGAGUGGGGUCAUGCUGCUGCAAACGACAACCCGCUGAUGAAACCCCAGCCUCACUAGUAAGGGAAUUAGCGGGUUAGCCUACAACACUGCACUCCUGUUCUCGCUGCGAACCCUUUGGAGCUUGAAGACAAGUGUCGUCCCAAACAGUGUUUAAAAGUGAAGAAGAAAUAACUGCCUUGGCCUGGCCUCUUAUACGCUGGUGGAACUCAAGUGGUUGCAAUAGAGCUAGUCUGUCCGAAUACUGGGGUAACCGGAGCCCGGUGUCGAUGUAUGGAGCCAACAACUCACGCCCCUGGGCCUAGAGGACAGUGUUCUCCUGUGAGGGUAGGGGAGGCUGGGACUGAAUUUCCUCACCGGAUCUGCAGUCCUGGUUGGAUGUGGGAUACUGGCCGGCUGGGCUGCUGCUGGGUCCAACGGGUGAACAGAACAGCCUCUUCUGUGGCUGGAGUUCUUCUCCCCGGCUCCCCGGAUUAGUACAGUCCCUUUCCCCGGAGGAUGCUGGGACUUCAGUGCAGUCUGUUGUCCCGCUAUAGCAGGGAGUACAACCUUCCUCACCCCUUUGUGCAGCAGCUUCCAAGCAGCCAUUUGCUCACUCUUGGGCCCCCGCCUGCGUGAGCAAAGUCCUUCCGCCUCAGGGGGUCUGCAGAUACCUUCCCCCCGCCCGGCAGGGCCUCACCAGCACAGCCGCUGGCCUCUUUCAUUCUCCCUUCUGCUCAGAAGGUUCAAGCCACCUUCCCUCGCUGGAUGUUCAACCCCACUGGUCUUCUCAGGCCCUGUCUCGGCCCCUCACAGCAGGGAGCCCCAUAGCGCCAGCUCAGAGCUGGGUCUCUGGAGAGUAUCCCCAGACAGCGCCUGUUCUCACCUCACCUUCCUUUACACUGCACUUUUAAAUCCUACUUCCCUCUUCCCAGCAGGCCUUGCUGCCUCCCUCCCAGUCACGUGCUCCUGCUGCUGACUACAACCCCCAGUGUGCCUUGUCUUUAAACUAACCAAGGCCUUGUGACAGAAAUCCUGGGCCAUGGCUACCCUCAUGGCCAGCAAAAUGUUUGUUAGAGAGGAUCCCAUUAGAGGCUUUUAUAAAUUUAUCGGAUUUGGCAUUACAUGCUUUUGUAUGUGACAGAUGGCUGAUAAUGGACACGUUUUAACUAGAAAAUCUACCCAUAGGAAUGGUGUAUUUUGCACUAUUUUACAGCAGAUUAUAGCCUCACACAAAACAAAGGAGUAAUGAAUAUUGAGUUCAGUAGAGAUGGGGAAUAUUUGUCAGAUUAAAUUUUUUCACCAAAAAUGGGUAUUUGGGUCGAACAAAACAUCGCCUGAGUUCGUGUCAAAUUUGCCAGAUUGUUUUGGUCGGAAAAGAAAACAAAAAACCCCAAACAGAUGGAACAUGUUUCAAAACAAAACAUUUUGAUUUGGAUUCAAAACAACUUUGUUCUGAAUUUUGCUUCAGUUUUAUUUCAAAAGGUAAAAACGCCAACAAAACAAAGUGUAGUUUGACCUUGAUCUGAAAGAUGGUGGCCCCCAAACUGAAAAAUCUGCUACUUUGCACAGUUCUAGGUGAGACCUCUGUGCACAUGCUAAUGACUAUUUUAUAACUCAAAGCGCUUUGUGGGUUUAAUCUGGUCCCUCAUAACUGGAGCACUUUGUAUUGUGUUUUUUUAAAGUACUCAGAGAGGGAAAGAUCACUGCAGUGAAAAGAGCUAGGCUGUUUUACAAUGGAGGAACAAGCCUCUGUUAUGAACAUAUUCUCUGUGAUGAUAUAAAAUACCUCACCAGUAUAACAAAGCAGGCAUACUUGAAUUGCAAUAUGAAAUCAGCGGUACAGUAAAAUGGAGGAAGCAUUCGGCAUUGUGGAUUCAAAGGCGAUUGGUCCACCUCCACAUUUGAGGGUCAGGAUUGUGUGUCUGCCAUCAGCAAUCCCCCCACCACCACCACCACCAAUAUGUGUUUUGUACCGCUACCUCAUUGAUAGGCCUAGGUAACAACCACUAAGAUGGAGUUAAGAUGGUUGAGAGCAGCGGUCAUGUACUCCUUGUACACACUAGGUUGCAGGACUGCUACUAGCGGGUCAGACGCCUGUACAAGAUAUGGACUGGCUAUAGCAUUUUCACCGUGGAGAGAGAUACCAGAGAUGUGUUCUCUUAACUAUACAAUGCACUGCCAGAUCUGGCUGUUCCCAGCUCAGGAAAGGUAUGUUAUGCAUGAGACCACCUAGUGGCUGAACAUUAUAAUACCGUGUAAGCAUUUCAUCGCUGUAGAGCUCAGUAAUUCAGAGGAAAAUACGCUAUAGGGAUGUUGUACGUGUUCCCAUACAGAUCAUCAAAACCAGAAAAGACAGUUACCGUUAAACUUAAAAGACAUCCAACAAUGUUAAUGCAUAGAAAUGCAGAGUUAAGGCCCCUUAAUUCUGCAUCCUGAAGUGAGACCUUGCGGAGGGGGAAACUUUUAGCUUUCAAAAGAAAUUAUCCAAUCAGGGGCCCCAAGCACUAUACUAACCUUAAUCAAGGUAGGUAUUUGCCAUGGUUUCUGCUGAAGGAGAAUUUAAGUUAAGAAUAGGGGGGAGCUGACAUUCAAAAUACUCAAGUGUAGCUCACGCCCAAGAGUUCAAUGAGUUAACUCCAUGAGACGUUAGAAGAGUCUAAGAGGGCAAAAUUAAAGUUGAGUGGUUGUCCUAACUAUGCACUUCCAUACCUUAAAAUACUCCUGCCUCUUCCUUCUUGCCAUACACCUGUGUGUGCGUACAACCCAAAUCCCUCUCCCUCCUGCACCUCUAGCUAUACAUACUGACACCCGAAUACCCCGCUCCUGCCUGUAUAACCCCUUGAGGAGCUUUGGUGCAAUGAGAAGCUUUUGAAAAGGUACUUAAUGAUAAGUUGCCAUUAUUUUCCAUAACUGAAAGUUUGUCAUGAAGAAAGGCCCACCUUCCGAAUGGCCAUUCAUUGUUCUCAGCAUGAGCAAAGCAACAUCUGCCUGGAGGGAGGUGGGGGAGAGGUGGCAGGUUGGCAAGUCCGUGAUGAUGAAAUGGUAGCACUUGGAAAGAGGGCGGUUCACUCUCAUCUCUCUCAGCCUCUGCUGACCAAGAAAUAGAAUUCUAGGAGCUUGGCUCUAAUCCACAGAUGGAGCAGCUAACAUUCCUCAGACUACUCUACUUCAAUGGGCAAGUGUCUUUCAAAUCCUUAGCUAAAUGCCACUGCAGGCGUAUAAUGCCAUAGGCUGGUUCAGUGUUUAUAGGAAGGCUGGCUUAGCCAAUGAAUUCCAUAGGGUGGUUUUUUCUUUAUAAGUUCUGUAGUAAUGAAACUAUUAUGAUGUUCCCGUAAGGAUCCGUCACAGGCUCCCGCUCCUUGAAAUUCUAUCCUGAACGGUUACUCUAGUAUUUCCUCCCUCCUAUACACUGCUAUGAGCUAUACUGAAUUCCCCUCCCCCAGUGCUUCCUGACUUAUAGACAUGGGGGAUUCCAGGAGCUCAGAGAAUCCAUAGCCCUGAAUGGGAGUUGCAGGCGCUUAGCAGCUCUGAAAGCUCAGGCUUGGGGUUACCCUACUUCAAACAUACUGGUGUAGCUUUUGCUGCAUGGAAAAUUUCAGCCCAAGUGGAUAAAAUCUAAAAGCACUGGAAACGGCUAUUAUAAUGGGCAGUGUCCAGCAACCUUCACCACAAGCAUUGCUACCCACUCUUCCUAUAAUGCUUUUCAUUAUCUAGGCCCCUGCUGGGGAAGCCCUAAGCCCCCAGGAUGGUGGCACCCUUAUUCCUCCCUCCUCGGGGCUUCAGUGACUCACCAUAAGAACAGUGGGUCCGAGGUUCUUUGUGCACAGUGCCUUCACCUGUGACAGACAACCGCUGUGAUUUCUAGGACAUCCCGGUUUAUCAUGAGGGAAUAUCAAAGACAAUAGAGAAGGAUAAACAAUGUUUGAUUCUUGUAAAGGAUGGGGAUAAAUUAAAAGACUAGAAAGGGAAUUGGCUCCAGGAUGUCAAAUAACUGACCCAUCCCAUUGCACUCUGAAACAUGCCCACUAACAAUAAUGCACAGGCUCCCCCCUCCCACAGGCUUAGCUGGAUGUGAAGGGUGGGUGUCCCUUGCUGGGACACUGACAGCCCUUGCUUCUGGCUGCAAUGGGCCUCUGGUGCCCUCAAGUCCUGGGCCCUGGCAUAGGGGUUCUGCAGGGCACAGCAGAUAGGCAGUUCUCGCCGGUGCAGCGGAGUGUUGGGGCGCAGUUGCUGUCAUGGAGCUGGGAGAUGUAAGUAAUGCCUGGCACGGGGCUAAACACUCCGUACUCUCUCCCUGUCUGCUGAGGUCGUUCAGUGUUGGCGGGAUUGUUUAUCUGCUUAGCAGAUUUGUUAAUAAAGGGACUUGUGAUAAAUUGCA
Trachemys scripta elegans is the source of this 6722-nucleotide messenger RNA. It is a transcript of the gene IDUA, whose product is annotated as alpha-L-iduronidase. Gene Ontology annotation, biological process: carbohydrate metabolic process. NCBI's taxonomy places the organism in Eukaryota, Metazoa, Chordata, Testudines, Emydidae. The coding region runs from base 398 to 2308 and encodes 636 amino acids. Gene Ontology annotation, molecular function: L-iduronidase activity. The transcript has 14 exons. The record is from RefSeq and is a predicted model, not a curated record.